This is a messenger RNA of Capronia epimyces CBS 606.96, 4449 nucleotides long. RefSeq lists its product as uncharacterized. Gene Ontology annotation, cellular component: P-body. The record is from RefSeq and is a predicted model, not a curated record. Bases 1 to 4449 code for a protein of 1482 amino acids. The transcript is spliced from 2 exons. Gene Ontology annotation, molecular function: protein binding. NCBI's taxonomy places the organism in Eukaryota, Fungi, Ascomycota, Eurotiomycetes, Chaetothyriales, Herpotrichiellaceae. Gene Ontology annotation, biological process: deadenylation-independent decapping of nuclear-transcribed mRNA.
AUGUCAACCAACGACCUGCAAGCUCUUUUUGCCAACCUCAAGCCGAAGUCUCGAGACCCCUCCUCCCUGCCUCAAACCCCCAAUAAUGCCAAUCUCUCGAGCACCAACGGCCAUCGACCUCAGCCUGCUGCAAUUCUACCAGCGCCUGCCAGCCAGCCUCCACCCAUUUCCACAGUGGCUAACGAGUAUCACCACAGCCAGGUGGCUAAUCGUAGUGGAUCUGGCUCCGCUGUCACAGCUCAGUCUCUCUUGAAUCUUCUCAAUUUCGGUCCUUCGCCCUCGUCUACUUCCAGCGCCAACACGAAAGCCACUGUCUCUACAAAACCUUCAGAGCGCAAGCCAGAAGCUGAAGGAACAUCCGCGAGCGGUCCUGCAGACCAAGGAACAUCUGUGUCAGCCUCAGAUCUGUUUGCAAAAUUCACGAGUCCUUCACCAUCCCCAGCGGGGGCGAAGUCAAAAUCUCCAUUAAAAGUUGAUGAUCACGGAGGAGGUGGCGAUCAGCAUUCUUCAGGCAGUGUCCGAGAUGCGUCGCAAGACGUUCUUCUCAAACUACUUAGUCGGUCGCAUUUGACCAAUACAUCAACCGGACGACCAGUAUCAGUUGAAAGAACAGAACGCCAAACCUCAGUCACAAUUCCCAAUCCGAAAUCAGCAAAGCUCGGGACAGCAUCCCCUAUUCAUGUUUUUGGCUCUAAUCCUGGUGCUAAAGCGACCACAUUUGAAACACCCAGAUCGGAAGAUAACCCUCCCACCCAGACCCAACCCAUCUUCACCUACACCAAUCCCUUCGAAGCCUUGCACGCAUCCCGAUCACAAACUCCAAAAGUGGGGACACCCGUACCGGCGAACAGUGCCGAUCUUGCUCGGCCAAGUGUAGAGACUGGGGACGACCAGCCCUCCGAUGCAGGAUCCACGCUCGCUACGCCUGAACACGUUGCUCGAAGAAAGAUCCUGACACCCAGACUGCCGUCCACAACCAAGGCAAAUACAAUUUCACGAGAGGUCUCCCUCUCUGCAUCAGAUAAAGAGAAGAAGUCUGGUGAAGGAGCUGAGUUCCGGGAUACAUUGGCCCCCAAUAUGGCCCAGCCCGGUCCGAGAGACCCAAGACAGACCUCGAAGAGUGAAGUGACCAAGCAGGCUCGCGUCGAAGAGCAGGCUCAGGGGAAUAUUGCUGCUGAAAAGCUUCCUGAUAACCAAGCUGAGGGUGUGGACGAGUGGGAAGACACAGAAGAAUCUCCGAACAAGGAAUUUGCGGCAAGAGUUGUCCCGGUGUACAACUUUCCAAUCAAACCCUUCGUCUCGAUUACCUUGCAACUUACCGCCGGUCCCGACAUCGACAUUAGAGAUGAUGGAGUCAUGGAAAUAUCAAGACUAAAAAAGGAUUUCGACCAGCUGGAUCGUUCGCUUGCAGCCGCGACCUCAAAGUACAUUACCUACGCACUGGUGAAAAAUGGCGGUCUGCGGAUCAUCAGACAAGACGACGGUAGCGAUCGCCAAGUGUUUAAGAACUCUCAUGAUCGCAUUUUCAACGUUGCCUUAUGUACAACUUCCGCCGCUGGCGCUCCCUCAGACGAUCAAGCUGUGCUCGGAACUGGUGUCAGUGGUGCAGUAUAUUAUGCAACCAUUUCGAAAAGUGGAAAUGAUCUGUUUGAAAAAAACGAACUUGAAUCCGAGAGUCUCAUUUUCCCUCCAUAUCCACCAUCCGAUGAGAAUGCGGCGGGUGGUGUGUUGAAAACCCGGGCCAAGAGGAGCUCCCGCCAUCCUGAGUUCUUUGCUAUCGGCCGAGGUAAAUCAAUUCACCUCAUUUGGCCCGCAACUGCAAUGUCCUCUAGAUAUGGUGUCACUGAUUCCAAUCGCCACGUCGACGUUGAAAAGUUCUUCCAAGAACGAGAACUUCAGAUAUCCACUGGAAAGGCAGGCAAAGAUUUCACUUUUAGUGAGGAUGACAGCUUGAUCGUGUCUCUGGACAAGACAGGCAGACUACGAUUCUGGGAUAUCCGUAAACUGACGGACGAGUCCAAUGCAACGGCAGCACGUGUUGCAGGGAUGGUAGUUGACGUACCUUUACUGUCGCUUUCUACAGCAUCGCCGGCCGAGAAGUCUUGGCCUACAUCUGUUUUGUUCGUUGACAAGGCGCGCCCAUAUAUCAAAGGAGGGCCAUUGCGGUAUGUCCUUGUUGGGUUGAGGCAGAACCACACGCUUCAGCUUUGGGACAUUGCUCUCGGGAAAGCUGUUCAGGAGUUGAACUUCCCGCAUGAGAAUGAGACGGAUGCUAUCUGCAGCGUCAAUUACCAUGCUAGCAGUGGCAUCAUCGUGGUCGGCCAUCCAACUCGAAACUCGCUGUUCUUUAUUCAUCUUUCUGCACCACGUUAUUCUCUGAGCUCGUCAUUGUCCCAGGCGGCCUAUGUCCAGCAAAUUGCCACCAAGGACCCCGAAAUUGCGAAACCGGACUCGACCGCCUGUAUGAGUGGGUUUCGUGAGAUCUCCUUUGCAGGGAAAGGAGAGUUGAGGAGUGUGGAACUCUUGCCCGUUCAUAGGACAACGGAGGCACAGAAGACCAUUGAUGUAACAACACCUUUAUUCGAGCUUUAUGUCGUCCAUUCGAAGGGUGUCACUUGCCUCAACAUAGCCAAAGAAGAUCUCGGCUGGAGUUCAGAAAGCAAGGUCAUUCACCCCGUCGAUGCGGCCAAAGAAGGACUGGUGAGCUUAAAAGAGCUAAGGCUUGGCAGCGUGAUCGAGGAAGGCAGUCGGAGCAGGAGCCCUAUUGAGGAGGUGCAGCAGCCAAACAAGUCGACAAAAAAGAAGUCGGGGAAGAAAGGCACUUCUGCCGGGGAUCGUGCAGACACUGAGCAGCCCGAGAAACCCGAUGUCCUCAAAUUCACAUCUUCACAGCUCCCCAGCAACGGUACCGAAGCUCUUACCGAUAUCGCAAAUGGCGAGACUCCAACGGUAAAGGAGAGUAAGAAGAGCAAGAAGAAAUCUGUACAACACACAGAAACUGCCGCGCCUGGUAAAGCAACCCAACGCACAACGUCACCUUUGAAAAAGGUAUCACAGCCGACCGAUCUUCCUGUUGAUACUAGCGUUUCCGCUCCUGUCGAACAUGUGGCGACCCCAGCACUCGCUACCGAGGGGGCUCCUGCUACGGAGGCAGCCGACAAGUCGGACGCAGUUACAGUCGGAAUUUCGGGUGACUGGUUGAACAAGGAGCUGAAGAAGGUCGAACGCGUCGUGUCAACAGAAUUCCGCAAGGAGUUCAAUGUUCUAUAUCAGAACAUUCAAAACGAUCGCAUGGUACAGGAUUCGUCCUCUGUGGCACGCCAGGAAGCUCUGCUUCGGCUGGUCUCCACCACUUUGACUAACAACGUGGAGACGGCUUUAUCUCGCAUACUCGCCGCUCAGAUGCAGCAAUCAAUGGUCCCCGCACUGACCAGUGCUACAGUUCAGGCCGUAAGUACUCAGGUCGGCGAUGCAGUGGCGAAGUCUCUUCACUCUCUGGUGCCACGCGAAUUAGGUGUGCAGUUGCCUUUGGCCAUCAAUUCCGCACUGCAAACUCCCCAAAUCAGUCGAACUAUCGCAGAGACAAUAUCUCAAAAGAUUUCCAAGCAGACCGAAACGCAGCUUGCGGAUAUCUUACAAAAGCAAGUGGUGCCCGCUUUCAAGACCCUCGCGAUAUCGACUGCUGAGAAGGCAGCGUCUGAGGUUGAAGCUCGACUCAGGAAUGAGAUCCGCCAGUUGGAGACCGACAGACGACACGAUAUGACUAGACUGGAGAAACUCGGCCAAGUCCUUCAGGCGACAGCAGAGACUUUGCAGCAAAUGUCUGAUACUCAAGUCGCUUUCCAAGGGCAGAUUCUCAAGGAUCGUCGACAACUGGCUCUCCUUGGUGAGGGCGGCACACCAGCAACAUCCCGACAAGUAUCGACCGCACGCACGACACCCUCUCCGCAGACCAUCGCCCGACCAACGCUUCAGCGACCGAAGACGAAGGAGGAACUGGAGCUGGAAGAGAUCACUCAGUUGAUGAACGAAGGCCGUUAUGAGGAGGGUUCAAUUAAAUGGCUGCAAUCAUCCCAACCGGUGGAGUUGUUCGACAAGCUCUUCAUUCAUUUCACUCCCGAAUACCUGGCUACCGACGUGUCUCCUCUGAUUGCCUUUUCGAUUGCCGUGACGGUCGGUAAUUCUCUCGCAACUAAUACUGCUCGACGGCUUGAAUGGAUCUCUGCUGCUUUCGAUGCGGUCGACCUCUCUGAUCCGGAAAUCGCGGAUCUCGCACAACAUGCACCGGCUUUAUUGAGCUCGCUAAUCCAGAAGCUCGAGAGCUUAUACAUGGCAAUUGCAGAGCAUGAUCCGAGCGACCCAGCCCUGCAGAUUAUGCCAAUCGUUUCUAAGAAGGCAAAGGAUAUGAGGGCGGCAUUGUUGGGCUCCGCGGGACGAGUCACUUUCUGA